GCAGACACAUCAGCAUCACCAAACACCUCUCCACUUACGUCCACUCUUUCUCCUGGAACAAGCCCAUCUCCUACGACCACCUCAGCAGCUACUCCAACCACUGCUCAGGAGAACACGUCUCCAGCUCAGACUACAUCUGCACCAACGUCUACACUAACAGCAACCUCUACUUCUACCCUCACAAGCACAUCACUCCUCAACACAACUACUGCCCUCUCAUCCAAACCUGGAGAAACAACCUCCCCUGCUACCCUCGCCACAUCACCAUCCCAAACCACAACUGCUAGCUCUGCCUCUCCAAUGCCAACUACUGUUGAAACAACUAUAACUUUCUUGUCAACGACUGAAACAUCAAGCAAAGCAGAAGAAACCACCACUGCAGGCACAUCAAGCCCAACUGCUGCAUCUUCUUCUCAAACAGCUACAAGCACUCCUGCAGACACAUCAGCAUCACCAAACACCUCUCCACUUACGUCCACUCUUUCUCCUGGAUCAACCACAUCUCCUACGACCACCUCAGCAGCUACUCCAACCACUGCUCAGGAGAACACGUCUCCAGCUCAGACUACAUCUGCACCAACGUCUACACUAACAGCAACCUCUACUUCUACCCUCACAAGCACAUCACUCCUCAACACAACUACUGCCCUCUCAUCCAAACCUGGAGAAACAACCUCCCCUGCUACCCUUGCCACAUCACCAUCCCAAACUACAUCUGCUAGCUCUGCCUCUCCAAUGCCUACUGUUGCAGAAACAACUACAACUCUCUUGUCAACGACUGAAACAUCAAGCAAAGCAGAAGAAACCACC
Molecule: messenger RNA, 810 nt
Organism: Meleagris gallopavo (turkey)
Lineage: Eukaryota; Metazoa; Chordata; Aves; Galliformes; Phasianidae
Source: RefSeq, a predicted model, not a curated record